AUGGCCUCUCAAAGACCUGAAGUACCUCAGCAGCCGGAGGAGGAGAAAGAAAAACAGAGACGUCUCCUUGAGCUCUGCUUGCAACAGGUGGGAUUCUUCAGGGGAAAGAAGAUCCCAGUCUACACUGCUGGAGAGCUCGAGUACGAGAAAUCGGUGGCAAACUCGAACCUCUUCUACCGCUUUGAAAGACCUGGUUGUGUGAUUCAACCUGAGCAUGAAUCCCAUGUUCGCAUCAUCGUUCAACGGGCUAAGGCGGUAGGCUUACCUCUUCGAAUCAAGAAUGGAGGCCACUCAUACGCCGGGUUCUCUGCUAUCAACAAUGGCAUCUCCAUUGACCUGAUUAAUAUGAAACGAGUCGACUUCGACAAGGAGAAUAUGACCAUCACUAUGGAUGCGGGCGCACUAUGGGCUCAUGCAUAUCACGAACUGAUCAACGACCAUCAAGAUAAACUGAUUAUCAAUGGAGGCCGUUGCCCUAGUGUCGGCGUCAGUGGUUUCACCCUGGGUGGAGGUCUCGGGCCCUUUACUCGAAGCUUCGGUUUGGGAAGUGACACGCUUCUUGAGGCUCGCAUUGUCACUGCAGACCGUGGAGCCAUAAAGGUCAGCUCCAAAGACAAAGAAAAAGAAAAGAAAGACCUCUUCUGGGCUCUUUGUGGUGCUGGUGGCAAUAACUUUGGGGUAGUUACCCAGCUCAAGAUGAAGGUUCAAGAGCUCCACCAUGACUUUGUGGUUGCUGGGGUUUAUAACUGGGCACCAUCUCAUGAACCCAAGCACCAGGAGGCUUUUAAAGAAGCUAUGAUAAAGUUCUACACUGCUAAUUGGAGCACCAACAUGACCAUCGACAGCAGCUGGCUGCUGGACCUCAAGGAUUCCCGCGAAGAUCCGUCUGUUAAGUUUUUGGUCUACUAUAAUGGACUGGAGACAGACUUUGACAAAGAGGUCGAUGAGCGUCUCGGAGAUUGCGGCAAGGGUGAUGUGACGGACAAAUCACUGGCAAAACAACUCAAGGAUCGAACUUUACCGGAGGUUUCGACCUUGUUUCUUCACGAGACCCUUGUAGCUCAGUGGUCCGAGGAAACUCAGAAAGCGUUGCCUUUAAACGCGAUGUUCAGGAUCUUCACCUCCUUCUCUUUCACAAAGGCCAGCGUCGAGAAGAAUAUUCCUGAUAUAAUCGACACUCUGAAAAGGGGAAUGGUGGAUUUCAAAAAUGAGUUCAAAGGAGAAGAGGGCUCAAUCAAAGUCACUUGGAUUCAUUCCGGUGGUAAAGCCAGUGAAACGGCGCCCCGGGACUCUGCAUAUCCUUGGCGUGGAUGUGACUAUCACACAUACAUCAUGAUUGAGUGGAAGGACAAGUGGCUGGAGAAGAGGAUGAAAGGCAUCCUGGCGGAUUUCAAUAAGGCUCUGAGAAAGUACUCUAUGGACGGGCUCGGUGUGUAUAUCAACUUCCCAGAUGCGACACUCGACGCGAAUACGUACGAGAAGGCAUACUAUGGUGUCAAUCGAGAGAGACUGCAACAUAUCAAGACAUACUGGGAUAAGGGUAACAUCUUCCAGUGGCCCCAUGGAGUUCAGGUCUUGCCCCACGUUGACUCUGAGGGCACGGCGAUGGAAUUUGUAGCUCCGCCUCCUCCCCCCAGCAAGAAACCGAUUGUCGAAGGGUUUGCCAAUGCAGGAGAUGCUACGGUUGUCAAUGCAUGCCAAUCUUGGGGUACCGUUAACCUCAACAUCGGCAACCCUAUCGUUAGCCUAGCUAGCUAA
Molecule: messenger RNA, 1758 nt
Organism: Fusarium mangiferae
Lineage: Eukaryota; Fungi; Ascomycota; Sordariomycetes; Hypocreales; Nectriaceae
Exons: 1
Coding region: 1-1758 (585 amino acids)
Molecular function (GO): FAD binding; oxidoreductase activity
Source: RefSeq, a predicted model, not a curated record